AUGGAAUUCAGCAAGUUCAACAAGGAUAUUUUGAUCAACCAAAGAAAGUAUACACUAGAAAUAAUAUCAGAUUUGGGAUUAGGAGGAGCAAAGCCAGCCUGGACUCCAUUAGAGGCAAAUAUCAAGUUGACAGUUCCAGAACUGGACAAAUUGGUGGGAACAAGAGAAGAUCAACUGUUGGAAGAUACAAGUCAAUAUCAGGAACUCAUUGGGAAUUUGUUGUAUUUGACUAUGUCCAGGCCAGUACAGACUCUUAGCCAGUUUAUGCAACAGCCAAAGAAGUCUCACUGGGAUGCAUCUAUAAGAGUGGUGAAAUACAUUAAAAUGGAGCUAGGAAUAGGGAUCUUAUUGACCAGUCAAAGUUCAAACGAGCUCAAUAUUUUUUGUGAUGUUGAUUGA
This is a messenger RNA of Nicotiana tabacum (common tobacco), 399 nucleotides long. The record is from RefSeq and is a predicted model, not a curated record. Lineage: Eukaryota; Viridiplantae; Streptophyta; Magnoliopsida; Solanales; Solanaceae.